UACAACAAAGACUCUAUCACAGAACUUCAUGAUCCCAUAUCAAAGAAAUGGGCUCCAGAUAAAAAAUUGAAAAAAGUGAUUACUGUUAAAAGAGACGUAAGUAAGAAAUUUAAAGCUAAAAAAGACAAGCCUGAAUUAUUUAAUUGGCAUCAAAGAUCAGUAGAAAAGAGAAAUAUCAAAGGUUACUUAAAAGCACAAGCAAGAAUUGGACCUCGCUGUGAAGAUAGAAGUAGAGCUAAAAAGAAUAGUAAUAUUAGUUUAAGUAUAUAUAAUCAGAAAUUAGAUCAAGUGCCAGAUACAAACUUUAAAAACCAACCUAAGCCUGAUAAACAGGGUUGA
Dentiscutata erythropus is the source of this 339-nucleotide messenger RNA. The record is from the annotation of a GenBank genome assembly. Lineage: Eukaryota; Fungi; Glomeromycota; Glomeromycetes; Diversisporales; Gigasporaceae.